Molecule: messenger RNA, 1305 nt
Organism: Chinchilla lanigera (long-tailed chinchilla)
Lineage: Eukaryota; Metazoa; Chordata; Mammalia; Rodentia; Chinchillidae
Gene: Phb2
Product: prohibitin 2
Exons: 10
Coding region: 116-1015 (299 amino acids)
Biological process (GO): mitochondrion organization
Cellular component (GO): mitochondrion; membrane
Source: RefSeq, a predicted model, not a curated record
UCGGAGCCCUGGGCCCUGAACCCUCGUGUGCGGUUGUGAACUCUAGGCUGGAGUGGGGUACAGGCGGGCGGGCACCCCCUCCUCACCUCUGGUGCCGCCGCCCUCAGGCUCAGACAUGGCCCAGAACCUGAAGGACUUAGCGGGACGCCUGCCCGCCGGGCCUCGGGGCAUGGGCACGGCGCUGAAGCUACUACUGGGGGCCGGCGCGGUGGCCUACGGCGUCCGCGAGUCCGUGUUCACCGUUGAAGGCGGCCACCGAGCCAUCUUCUUUAACCGGAUCGGUGGCGUGCAGCAGGACACCAUCCUGGCCGAGGGCCUCCACUUCAGGAUCCCCUGGUUCCAGUACCCCAUAAUCUAUGACAUUCGGGCCAGACCCCGAAAAAUCUCCUCCCCCACAGGCUCCAAAGACCUGCAGAUGGUGAACAUCUCCCUGCGAGUGCUGUCUCGGCCCAAUGCCCAGGAGCUCCCCAGCAUGUACCAACGCCUAGGCCUGGACUAUGAGGAGCGAGUGUUACCGUCCAUUGUCAACGAGGUGCUCAAGAGCGUGGUGGCGAAGUUCAAUGCCUCACAGCUGAUUACGCAGCGGGCGCAGGUGUCCCUGCUGAUCCGCCGCGAGCUGACAGAGAGGGCUAAGGACUUCAGCCUCAUCCUGGAUGAUGUCGCCAUUACAGAGCUGAGCUUCAGCCGGGAGUACACAGCUGCUGUGGAAGCCAAACAAGUGGCCCAGCAGGAGGCCCAGCGGGCCCAGUUCUUGGUGGAAAAAGCAAAGCAGGAACAGCGGCAGAAGAUUGUGCAGGCAGAGGGUGAGGCGGAGGCCGCCAAGAUGCUCGGAGAAGCGCUGAGUAAGAAUCCUGGCUACAUCAAGCUCCGUAAGAUCCGGGCAGCCCAGAACAUCUCUAAGACGAUUGCCACCUCACAGAAUCGCAUCUAUCUCACGGCUGACAACCUCGUGCUGAACCUGCAGGAUGAAAGUUUCACCCGGGGAAGUGACAGCCUCAUCAAGGGUAAGAAAUGAGCCUGGUCACCCAGAACUCCGCCCCGGAGAGGAAGUGGCUGUUUCUCCUCUGGAUCUUGAGGAGCAGCUAGGGCUCGGGCACCCCAUUCCACCUGUUGGUCCCUCUACUCCUGUCGCCUGGAGCCCUUGAAGACCGACCUUCGGGGACGAUUUCUUCCUCCUGUGUCGGCUAGCGGGUUGGGACCGUGUGAUUUCUCAGUGAUUUCCUACCAUGUUGCACCCUCCCUCCAGUUGGGAGGAAUAAUCACCACCCCAGGAAUUCUCAAUAAACUUUUAUUACUUAAACUGAA